AUGGCGGACACAUCUUCAAGUAUCUGCUCCGGCGUGACAAGCAUGCUUGACCCGAGUUUGGCAACGUCGGCACUCGCAACCCGGCUGCCUCGAGACCGGCUUCGGGGAUUGCACCCAUCAGAUACUCGCAGGCGCCGUCCUUCAGCACCGAAACCUGCCGAGGCACUGACGUCCACGACGAACCUGAAUGGCCCUCUGCAGGGAUCCAGUGUUGGUCCUGCUGCUGCACCUCAUUUGGUCUUUAAUGAGUUGUUCGCUGGAGAAAUUGGCAAUUCAAGGGACUUUGAUGGCUUUCAUCCCGAGAGUCUGUCGACCCCCCUGAACGAUCUCACUGUUCCCGGAUCCCUGGUUCCCGCCACUGGUACCUCGAUAGACGACCACGACCACCUUGAACUCGACACAUCCGCUCUCGGUCAGAUGCUGUCGGAUGGAUCACUGGAUAGCCUGAACCCCCGACCAAUCAACCUCAAGGCCUACGAGGUCAUCGCCGGUCACUUCAAGGAACUGAGGCGGAAAAAUGACAGUGCCUCCCCGUCGUUCGAUAUAUCUGAAAAUCAAAGAACUAUCCAACACGACCUUUUGAUGCAACUUUACUUCGAACACUCCAGGAAGCAACUGCCAGGCCCUCCUCAUAAGGAGCCGGCGUGUUUUCGUGGAAACUGA
Molecule: messenger RNA, 663 nt
Organism: Anthostomella pinea
Lineage: Eukaryota; Fungi; Ascomycota; Sordariomycetes; Xylariales; Xylariaceae
Source: the annotation of a GenBank genome assembly